Onychomys torridus (southern grasshopper mouse) is the source of this 841-nucleotide messenger RNA. Its product is annotated as T-cell surface glycoprotein YE1/48-like. The transcript has 6 exons. The coding region runs from base 1 to 798 and encodes 265 amino acids. The record is from RefSeq and is a predicted model, not a curated record. Lineage: Eukaryota; Metazoa; Chordata; Mammalia; Rodentia; Cricetidae.
AUGAGCAAUCAGGAGGUGACUUAUUCAAACUCAAGAGUUUUUGAGUCUUCUUCAGAGUCACAGAAUCCAAUCAAGCUUGAGGAGACUCAAGGUCCCAGAGAGGUUGGCCACAAAGUGGGUCUCGGGAUCCUCUGCUUACUUCUGAUGAUGGCAAUCUCCGUGUGGCUGAUAUACAUUUUUCAGUACAGUCAAGAAAGAAAUGAAUUGCAAAGAACUCUAAAUAAUCUUCAUCUAGAGUACAGCACCAUGCAAAAUGACAGCUACUUAAAGGAAGAAAUGUUGAAAAGUAUGUCUAUAGAUUAUGAUGCCCUCAAAAAGGAUCUGGACGCACUCAAAAGAACAGUGAACAGAUGCUACCAGGAAACUGAAUUUGUUUUAGAUUGCAAACAGCACAGAGGCAAAGGUGUUGAAGGACACCGGUCCUGCUGUGGCAUAAAAUGUUAUUAUGUCAUCAUGGAAAAAAAACACUGGAGUGGAUGUGCACAGACCUGCUGGGACUGCAGCUUAUCCCUUUUGACAAUAGAUGAUCAUGAUGAACUGAAAUUCCUUCAGCUCCAAAUUAAGCCGAACAAUUACUGGACUGGAUUAUCAUAUAACAGAAGAAGAAGCAAAUGGCAAUGGAUUGACAAUAGCACAUCUAAACUUGACUUGAACACAGUGAAAUUCGAUCAUAAUACUGGAAGAUGUGCAUUUUUAUCUAGAACAAGACUAGAUAAUGAUAACUGUGAUCAAUUCUACUCCUGUAUCUGUGAGAAGAGACUGGAUAAAUUCCCUGGUUCAUACUGCAGCAAGAGCUAAAGGCAAAAUGGAAUUUGCUGAUCCUCAUUUCAUUCCUAUAAUA